Molecule: messenger RNA, 1046 nt
Organism: Hylaeus volcanicus
Lineage: Eukaryota; Metazoa; Arthropoda; Insecta; Hymenoptera; Colletidae
Exons: 11
Coding region: 116-991 (291 amino acids)
Biological process (GO): U4 snRNA 3'-end processing; CUT catabolic process; poly(A)-dependent snoRNA 3'-end processing
Cellular component (GO): nuclear exosome (RNase complex); cytoplasmic exosome (RNase complex)
Molecular function (GO): RNA binding
Source: RefSeq, a predicted model, not a curated record
GUGUAUGAAAAUUGAAAUUGUUUACGUUUUUGUUUUUUCAUGGCACACGAUUCUUGUUUAGGCACAGUGUGGCCGUUUUCUUAAAUCAAGAAGAGAAAAAAAUUUGCUCAUAGCAAUGGAAAAGGAUUUUCACACUGUCGAUUUUUUCAAAAAAUCAAAUUUAGUAAUUCCGGGGCAAAAACUGUGUACCAUUGAAGGACUUUUAGCAGGUCCAGGAACCUUUGAAGAAAAUGGAUUUAUUUAUGCUUCUAUAGCUGGGAUUUCUCAAGUUGUUAACAAAUUAAUUUAUAUUUCUCCAUUGGGACAUGGGAGGUAUGUUCCAAAUGCAAGAGAUAUAGUUGUUGGUCGUAUUGAUCAAAUAUGUAAUGAUCGCUGGAACGUGGAUAUUCGUUCGUUUACGAAAGGUCAUCUACCAUUAUCGGCCAUAGUCUUACCAAAUAACGAGCAAAGAAAACGUAGUUACGAAGAUGCAUUAGACAUGAGAAAAUUUUAUCAAGAAGGCGAUUAUGUUGUCCUCGAAGUUCAGAGGGUGUCCCAGGAUGGAACGAUACAUUUGUUGGCUCGAAACGCAGCCUAUGGCAUUCUUAAAAACGGAUCUGUUAUAUGUGUUCCACAAGUUUUAGUUCAACGUCAACCUCAUCAUAUGGUCAAACUUGAGUGCGGCGUUUUCACUGUUCUAGGAAUGAACGGUAUGAUAUGGGUAGGGUACCCAAAUACCUCCCAGGUUGAGUCGUUAAACUAUGCAUCUGUGACUUCGGACGACGUAACUGUUUCAAUAGAAUCGCGUGAGAAAAUUUGUCGAGUGAGAAACAGUAUAUUAAGCAUAGCGGCAACAUUUUUAUCUAUUACUAUUGAUUCUAUAAAUUUUUUUUAUGAACAAAGUCAAGCAUUAAAUCUUCAUGCAAAGCAAUUAUUAGAUAUCACAAACGCCUUAGCUUUGAGUGAAGCGUAUGCUUCUGUUGCGACCAAUGUCAACGUGGUCGCAAAAUAAUUAUUCAAGGUGUUUAUAUUAUGAACUCGGUAAAAAAAAAACUUUAAAACCAUUG